UUUAUUUAUAAAUACUUAAUAAUAAUGAUAUUGAUUAAAGAAGAAGAAGAAAGAAAGAGCAGAGAGAGAGAUGGGUCAGAAGGGAGUUCAAAAGCCAUUACAGAAACUGUUUUCAUGGGUUAGAAAGCAGUCUAACAAAGUCAAGACUUUCUUGGGUGUCUUCACUGUGUUGACUUUAUUGGUCACUCUCAAACUACUCAUUCAUGAACACAACCACUUCUUUGUUUUAGCUGAAUUUGCCCAUUUUGUUGGCAUCUUGGUCUUGAUUUACAAGUUGACCACACACAAGACUUGCUCUGGCCUUUCAUUGAAGACUCAACAGCUCACAGCAACAUUUUUAUCUGUAAGAUUAUUUUGUAGCCUUCAAAUUGAAGGAGAUAUUCAUACUAUUCUAGACCUGGUCACUCUUGUCGCAACAUUCUGGCUUAUAUUUAUGAUGAAGUACAAGUUAAAGUCAUCCUACAUGGCAGAUUUGGAUAACAUGAAGAAAUAUAUUGUGGUAGUACCUUCUUUGGCGAUAGCCUUCUUUAUCCAUCCUCGGACGAAUAAUGUUAUUAUUAGUAUACUUUGGGCUUUUGCUGUAUAUAUAGAAGGCGUCUCGGUGCUGCCUCAGCUUCGCCUGAUGCAGAAUGUCAAGAUUAUUGAGCCAUUCACAGCUCAUUAUGUAUUUGCAUUGGGUGUUUCAAGAUUCUUCAGUUGUGCUCAUUGGAUCAUUAAGGUCUACGAUACAGCUGGUUCAUAUCUGUCUUUGAGUGGAGGGGGAUUCCUGUGGAUACCAAUGAUCAUUUUGGCAGAAAUCGUUCAAACAUUCGUUUUGGCAGAUUUCUGUUAUUAUUAUGUAAAGAGUGUCAUGCAAGGUCAAAUGAUGGUUCGCCUGCCAGCAUAGGUGUUGAACUCUAAUGACGGCAUUUUAAUUAGAGACUAUAACAUAUGUUUGUGCUUGUAAUGUGCAAUAAACUUUAGUUUUUACUAAUCAAGCUCUCCUUUUUAUGUUAUCUUCUUGUUAAUAAAUAAAAUACUAGUAAUAUUA
Messenger RNA from Lycium barbarum (goji berry), 1030 nucleotides. RefSeq lists its product as uncharacterized. The record is from RefSeq and is a predicted model, not a curated record. Gene Ontology annotation, cellular component: membrane. Gene Ontology annotation, biological process: protein retention in ER lumen. Gene Ontology annotation, molecular function: ER lumen protein retrieval receptor activity. Bases 71 to 886 code for a protein of 271 amino acids. The transcript is spliced from 6 exons. Lineage: Eukaryota; Viridiplantae; Streptophyta; Magnoliopsida; Solanales; Solanaceae.